Molecule: messenger RNA, 1572 nt
Organism: Aspergillus uvarum CBS 121591
Lineage: Eukaryota; Fungi; Ascomycota; Eurotiomycetes; Eurotiales; Aspergillaceae
Gene: gfsA
Product: glycosyltransferase family 31 protein
Exons: 1
Coding region: 1-1572 (523 amino acids)
Molecular function (GO): acetylglucosaminyltransferase activity
Source: RefSeq, a predicted model, not a curated record
AUGCCGGUGUUUCGCAUGAAAACAGCGGUUCCGCUGAUUGCCCUUUUCUCAAUCGCCUUUUUCUUCUGGUGCGUUGAGCGCUUCGAUCGGGCGGCUUUCUUGCGUUUCAAGCAGCCGGCCGAUCACGUCGCUGGAACAACCUCGCCUCAAAUUCAGCUACAGCCUACGUCGCCCUCGACGAAGUCCUGCGAUGUCGACCCUAAUAUCCAGCCUCCUCUGCCUAUGGCUGAAUGGCUCCCACGCAAGAACUACACUCGUGCCUAUUUCCGUCCUCACCAUGUCAGCCCCAAGGCCGAGUUCAGCUCCUUGGAGAGCAUCGAGGUUCCCGUUCUUCCUCCUAUGACCGUUAUGGAGCGCGGUAUGAUCGUCUCACCCGACAACAAGGAAUCGUCCCUGCCUUGCCCGCCCAUCAUUGAUGUUAAUGUCGCCGCUGAUCACGAGGUGGACGAGACUGACAAGCUUCUUUUUGGUCUCGCCACCACUGCCGACCGUCUCGAUCGCCUGCUGCCAUCCCUCCUCUACUCCUACGGCAACACCAAGGUCGGAUUGAUCGUGCUUGUUCCCGAUUCUGACGACGACAUUCCCAAGCAGGAAACUUACUUCCGUAACCGCGGUCUGGAUUUGACCCUCAUUCAAUCCCCUCUCGAUUUCACCGCUCGUUACUUCGGUCUUGUGCAGGCGUUUGCGGAACACAUCAAGACUAAGCGCCCUCAAACCCAGUGGGUCAGCUUCAUCGAUGACGAUACCUUCUUCCUGUCUCUCCCCACGGUUGCCGAGGAAUUGAAGCUCUUUGAUGCGAGCAAGAAGCACUACAUCGGUGCUCUGUCCGAGGCUAGCUGGCAGGUGGACACUUUCGGUCACAUCGCUUUCGGCGGUGCUGGUGUUUUCGUUUCGAAGCCGCUGCUCGAUGUUUUGGUGGACAAAUACGAUGAGUGCCAGUCUUGGGGCGAGCAACCGGGUGAUCAGAAGCUUGGCCAGUGCAUUCAGCGUUACGGAGACACCCCCCUUACUCUCUGGCCCUCUCUCUACCAGAUGGAUAUGAAGGGUGAAGUCGAUGGUGUGUACGAGUCUGGUCGCAAGAUCGAGUCUCUUCACCACUGGAACAGUUGGUACACCAAGGACGUGGUCAAGAUGACCACUGUGGCUGCAGCUGCAGGUCGCCGCUCAGUUCUUCGCCGUUGGGUCUUCGAUCAGGAGGAGAUCGUCAACAAUGCUACUGGACGGUCAACCCGCACCUUCUGGGUCUUCACCAACGGAUACUCACUUGUCAAGUACACUUACGAUGAGAACACCCCCGAUGAUGCCAUUAACUUCGACCAUGCCGAGAAGACUUGGGAAGAAGACCCCCGCGGUUAUGAGGCCCGCCUCGGUCCUCUCCGCUGGAGGGAUCAGGACGGUGUCACCAAGGACCGUUGGUUGUUGCGUGAAGCCUAUGUUGUGGGUGACAAUGUUCACCAGUGGUAUGUGCGUGAGGAAGAUGAAGGCCACAGCGUGAUCGAGAUUGUCUGGCUCGGUCCUAAGGGCGGUGGCGGUGCAGGCAUCAAGGACUUUGCUGUUCGCAGACAACACUGA